Molecule: messenger RNA, 7475 nt
Organism: Punctularia strigosozonata HHB-11173 SS5
Lineage: Eukaryota; Fungi; Basidiomycota; Agaricomycetes; Corticiales; Punctulariaceae
Exons: 17
Coding region: 44-5824 (1926 amino acids)
Biological process (GO): intracellular signal transduction; positive regulation of Rho protein signal transduction
Molecular function (GO): guanyl-nucleotide exchange factor activity; actin binding; calcium ion binding
Source: RefSeq, a predicted model, not a curated record
GGCACAAUGGGGCCAGCAAGGCCAGCCGGGGUACCAGUACCCCAUGCAGACCGGAUUCAACCCACAGCAACAGCAACAACCGCAAUUCGGCGGAGGCCUCCAGCCGCAACCGACUGGCUUUCCCGGCCAGCGUCCGGGAGGAUUCCAGCAACCCCAGCAGACCGGCUUUCCUAGUAACUCAGGAUUUCUACAGCCUCAGCAGACCGGGUUUGUGCCUCCCCAGCAAACCGGCUUUCUAGGUGGUGGAGCAGGUUUCGGCCAACGCCCAGCGCCUCCGCCUCCGCCCGUCCCACCGAUUCCGUCCCAGUUUCAAGGCCAGCAAAGCGCGAUAUCGCCAAUGAACCGCCUUGCGCCUCAGCCCACUGGGUUUCCUGGCGUAGGAGGAGGCGGACUCAUGUCGCAACCUACAGGCUUCCCCGGCGCUGGCGGACUCGCGCCGCAGCCGACAGGCUUCCCUGGCGCAGGUGGCCUGCGCGGCGGGCCGUCACCGGCGCCCCUCGUUCCCCAGAUGACGGGCUUCAUCGAUCCCCGCAUAACGAUGAUGUCCGGCGCGUUCAUGCCUGCCAAUCCAACCGCGCCGUACGCCUCCGGCUUCGUCCAGACGCAGAUCCAGCAGAACCCGAGCAUGUUCAACGGCCUCAGCCUCCAGCAAAGCUUCCAGCAGCACAACCAAGAGGUCCGGGGCAGCGCGGCACCGAAGAUCCCGUGGGCGCUGAGCAAGGCUGAGAAGAAGAACUACGACCAGUUGUUCAGGGCCUGGGAUACGUCUGGCACAGGAUUCAUCGAUGGCAAGACUGCGUUGGACGUGUUCGGUGCGAGUGGAUUGAGCCGGAAUGACCUGGCCAAAAUCUGGACGCUUGCUGAUGUGGACAAUCGCGGCAAGCUCAACAUUGCAGAGUUCCACGUAGCAAUGGGCUUGAUCUACCGAAAACUCAACGGCAAUGAUAUCCCUGACGAACUCCCUCCGGAACUCGUACCACCAUCUCAUCGCGACCUCGACACAUCCGUCAACUUCCUGAAAGAUAUUCUCAAGAAUGACACCCGCUCUCAAUCCCGCUCCCCAGGUAUCGACAGCCCGAUCAGCAAGCUGCGCGAUCGCAGCUUGUACGGCAACGGGCCUGCGGGCGCCGGAAGCAGGCAGGAUGCGACGGUAUACAGGCACUCUGACAAUGUGGGCGAGGCUUAUCAGCCGCGGAACAGACGUCUCGACAGGAGCGCAGUCCGUGUCGGUAACGAGAGUGCUGGAGACGAUUUGAACGAAAUGAAGCGCCAGCUUUCGAACGCUGCCCGGAUGCUCGACGAUGAAGCUAACAAGUCGCAAGACGACGAGGCGCUAGACCGGGAGAUGGCCGACUUGCGUUACCGCGUGAAGCGUGUGCAAGAGGACCUCGAUUACGUCCAGCGCGGCCCGCGCACGACAGCGAAGGACGAGGAGCGCCGACGCCUCGAGCGCGAGCUGAUGAAGCUGCUUCACGAGCGCGUACCGGAGGUGGAGCGCAAGAUCGAGGAGCGGGAGAAGCGGCGCGAGCGCGAGCGCCGCGACGAGAUCAAGGCGAGGGACGAGCGCAAUGAGCGGUUCGGGCGGUUCAGCGACAGGGAUGAACGGUACGGAUACGAUAGCAGGGAUCGGUACGACGACCGUGACAGGGACCGGGACCGUGAUCGCGACUAUCGGGACCGGUCGAGGGAGCGGGAUAGAUACUACGGGGACCGCGAUCGCUCCAGGGAUCGCUACGACCGCGACCGCGAUUAUGAUAGAAGCUACGACCGCCCGCGCUCUCCUGCAGGCACGGCAGCGCGCACCCCGCCGCCGCCGCCACCACCAUCUGCGCCAUCUUCCUCCAUUUCGAAGCCUCCACCCCCGGCGCCAGCCCCGUCCGCAUCACCUGCACCGGGUGCUCCGAACACGAAGAAUAUGACCCCGGAAGAACGUAGGGCAUUCAUUCAGGCCGAAGCGCAGCGGCGCAUGCAAGAGCGCAUGCGCGCGCUCGGUGUCACGACGCCUGCCCCCGGCGCCACUGGCAGCGGACCCGCACUUGAUACUAGUGUGGAGGAGCGGCUUGCGAAAGAGAAGGCGGAGGCGGAGGCGAAAGCCAGGCAGGCGGAGAAGGAGGCGGAGGAGCGUGAGCGGCAGAGGAGGGAGCGGCUGCAGGGAGAGAGAGCCCAGGUCGAACCUCCGAAGACAGCUCCUCCUGCGCCUACCCCGCCUGUGUCGUCGCCGGCGGCUACCAAGAAGGCCGCCCCGCCGCCGCCAGUCGCCAGGAGAGCCCCUGCUCCACCGCCGCCGCGCAAGCCCUCCGCUCCGCCGGUACCGUCCCCCUCCGUGUCGAACCCGGCUCCCCCUCCACCUGCACCUCCAGCGGCAUCGGCUGCUCAGGUAGAUCCCGAAGAAGAAAGGAUACGCCAGCGCGAGGAAGAGCUGAGGAAGAUACGUCAGGAACGUGAGGCGCGGUUAAGGCAACUCGAGCAAGAAGAGGAGGAGAUGAAGAAGGCCGAGGAGGAAUAUCAGAAGAGACGACAAGCUUUCUUGAAUAGGGCGGCGAGUCCUGCCCCGCCCACCCCUGAGGUCAGGUCGCCGCCUACUGCUCCCCCAGCUCCUGCCCCUUCCGCGCCAACUCAGAUUUCUCCGCCACCUCCACCACCGCCUGCGCCUGCAGCACCGACGAGCCCGCCGCAAGCGGAGAAGAGUCACAACCCCUUCAGCAAGCUCUUGGGUGGAGGUGCCCCACCGCCAGCUACUUCCGGUGGCACCCCUGGCGGGUCCAACCCGUUCUUCAAGCCCGGUCCUCCCGCUGCGACUCCCGAACCGACUUCAGCCCCUGUUGCCCCCACUCCUCCUCCGCCAGCCAGAAGCCCGAUGCCAGCGCCGAUCAAGACGUCUUACCACACCGCCCCUGCCGACGACGAGGAAGAUUGGGAAGAUUUGAAGGAGAAGGACGACGACGACAGCUCCGACGACGACCUUGGCACGUCCCGCGACGCGCGGUCCAACCUUGCCCAGCAGCUAUUCGGCAGCAUUUUGCCCACGUCGCGACCUCAGAGCGCAGCGCCGAUGAGCCCGAAGCCAGCCACGCCAAAGAGCGCGACGCCCGUGCAAAAUGGGGCUCCACCUGCUGCCCCGCCCCCACCUCCCGCCCCGGGUGUGCCUGCUGCCCCGCCUCCACCGCCGGCAUUUGGGGGUGGACCGCCGCCUCCACCUCCGCCUGGUCCUCCGCCUCCACCAGCUGCUGCAGCGCCCAUCGCCGCCCCUGCACCUACCGGAGACCGAUCUGCGUUGCUUGGCGCAAUCCAAUCUGGGGCGAGGCUUAGGAAGGCACAGACAAACGACCGCAGCCAAGCCGGUCUGGCAGGUAAAGUUCUUGGAGACACUGCUCCGCCCCCGCAUAUCAACGCCGCGCCUCGUCCCGCGUCGCCUCCAUCGCCACCUCCGGCGGAAGCCCCCCGUGCGGACGACCAGAAGACGUUGAAUAGGCAGUCGGUCGAUUGGUUUGCUGGUCUCGCGGCAGAUCAAGGGCAAGUGCAUCGCCCCGCUGAGGCAAUGCCGUCCAUGGCCGAGGAGGAUGAACAUUCCGACGAUGAACGUGAUGAACCGGAGAAGCUCCCAGGCGAGGGCGUUCCUGCCAUCCAGGUCUCGGAGUCAAACGACGAAAUGGCGGACAUUGACAAGUCAGUCGCCUUGCGCGUGAGAUCGCUGUAUGCGUAUGAAGGGCAACGUCCGGAGGACCUUUCUUUCGGCGAGAACCUUGUCUUGACUGCACACCCAUCGAAGUCAGGCGGUGAUUGGUGGUAUGGCACCCUCGUCCGAGAUGGGAAAUCCGGUUUCUUCCCCAAAACUUACGUUCAAGAAGUGCAAUCAACCAAAGCCAGGGCUCUCUAUGCAUACACUGGCACAAAUCCUGACGAAUUGCCAUUCGCUGAAGGCGACCUGCUAUCCAUCGUCGAUCGCGCGGAGGCGGACUGGUGGAAGGCGGAACAGGGCGGCGUGAUCUUCAUCGUGCCGGCGGCUUAUCUAGAAGUGGUAGAGGAAGUCGGUGCGUUGCCUGCGCCCGUUAAGCAGCCCGAAGAGCAAUCUGCGGUUGCGCACAACAUCCCGAUCUCACCCACAGUGACCGCCAACGAUGAAGAUUCCGAAGAUGAGUCAGAUACGGAUUCUGAAUAUCUAUCCUUCGGCGAAUCAGACGCAGAAGAAGAACGACCCGCAAACGAGGAAGAGGCCAAGGCGGAGCGGGAGGCUAGAGCGAUUGAACGACAACGCGUACUGGAAGCUGCCGGAUUAGUGGUGAAGACCGACAAGCAGCCUCCUCCACGUCCAGCCCGCAAGCCCUCAGUAAGGCGGCGACGUCCUCCGCCUGCAGCACCCAACCGGACGUCCAUCAUCUCGAUAACGUCUGAGAAGGAUCUGCCUCCAGCCCAAGGGAGCCCGGCAGACUCGACCAUACGGCUUGACGAUGCGUUUGCGCGCUACGAGGAGUUCAAGAAAACGAAGGGCGUCGAGCAAAAUCGCUUAUCUGUCUCCUCCUUCGACAACAUGCUUGCGUCCUCGCCUAUGUCUUCCUCGAUCUCUCAAAGCAUGUCCCGCGAUAGCGCCGCUUCCACAGGGAGUGAUCACGGUCGCAUGUCACAUUUCCUCCAUUUCCUGGGACGGACUAAAACGCCCAAUGAUAGUGAGAAGAAGACGCUUUCCAUUUCGGCUCCGAUCUCCGGCCCUAUAGCAGGACCGCCCUCAAGUAGACCUGCGACGCCAGCGUCUCAGGAUGGGAAUUUAUUCGGCUCGACAUGGGCAAGCUUGGUAGACAAGACUGCCCUGGAAGAUGUGCCAACAAAAGAACGGAAGCGUCAAGAAUCAAUCUUCGAGUUCAUUGCUACGGAAGCUGCAUACGUUCGGGAUUUGCAGAUCAUCGUCGAGGUGUUCUACGCAAGCAUGCUCCCUAUGCUCGACGAGAAAGCCGUCACAGUCAUAUUCGCAAAUGUAGAAGAUAUCCUUCUCUCGAACACAACCUUCCUUAGUUCCCUGGAAGAGCGUCAGAAGGAAUGCAGACUGUACAUCGACCGUAUCGGAGACAUCCUCAAGGAGCAUAUGAGCCAUAUGGAGGUAUACAUGGAAUACUGCGUCAACCAGGGCACCGCAACGAAGGUGCUGCAGUCACUGCGAGAGUCAAAACCCGAACUUGCGGCGCAUUUGCAGCGCCUGCGUGAAUCCGAACCUGCCGUUCGCAACUUGGAUUUGUCGAGUUAUCUCCUGGUACCUAUGCAACGUAUGACCCGCUAUCCGCUUCUCCUGCGCCAAAUUUUGCACUACACGGACUCUGCACAAGACCAGAGCGACAUCGAGAGCGCUCUUCAAAUGGCCGAAGGCAUCUUGACGCACAUCAAUGAGAGCAUACGGGAACAGGAAGGCCAAGAAACGCUGAGGAAGAUCUCAGAGCACCUAUGGGUUGGGCAAGGGAGACUGGAUCUCACAGCUCCAACGCGCUCGAUGGGCAAACGGCGGCUACUCAAGGAAGGCAUGCUGUCGAAGGCGAAGAGCGGACGGAAGCUACGGGCAUACCUUUGCAGCGAUAUCCUCGUGCUCACGGACGAGACAUCCAAGACUCUCUAUCGGAUGCCCAUUCCUCUUCCCGACAUGCAGAUCCAAGAGGCGCCUGGGAACAGAGACGAUACUGCGUUCCAGAUAUUCGUGCCGUAUCCGCGGGGCGGCGACAAGAUAGCGCUACGAGCGACUUCGGUGCGGGACUGUCAAGUGUGGAUUCGAACGCUGGAACAGGCCAUACAAAAUGCGAAGGAGGCAGAGAAAAGGGCAAUGAAGAGGGUGCGGACUCGGUAAAAUGCAUGCUCGACCGCGAUUUGUUUUUGUUUUCCAUUCUUGAACAGUGCGCGGAUUACUCUACACUACGGGAUGUCAUGCAUCACUUCAUUCGAUGCCUCACUAAAGAUCUUGUAGAUGCACGCAGGCGUGCGUUCAUGUAUACAUGGUAUACUUGAUGAUUAACAUGCUAGGCUGUGGAUUAAUGAUUAUCUUCCACUUCCUGGAUGCGACCGUCAAGCAAGCUGAGAACUGUAUCUAAGCCCUUCAGCACACCCUCGUCAGGCCCACGUCCGGGCGUGAUCUUUGUAUGCGCGAAGUCGAUCAACUUGAUGACAUACGCCGGGCCAUGUUUCUUGGUGCCUUCUUCGACGUCCUCUUCGUCAGAAGAUUCAUCGUCCUCUCCUUCGUCCUCUGUCCCUGCAGCGAGCUUGUUCAUGCGCUCAAAAUGUCGCUUCAAGCCCUCUUCCGCCCGCGCCCAAUCCGCUUCGUAGAUGAAGAGUACGCUCCCGCCCACCAUCCGCAUCUCCACCUGCGCCAGUGCGUUGCGGAUAUCCUUCACGUUGUUCUUCAUUUCCCUCAGGAUUGGUAACAGCAAAUUCGCCGGCAAACCCAAAUGGGAUCCCGAUGUCUGGGUACCCGAAUCGGGGGAGGAAGAGGAGGCGGAGGUCACCUCCGGAGAGUUAUCGGUAGCAGAAGUAAGAGAGGAAGCGACGGGGAAGAACCGCCUUAUGCCGUCUGGAAGAUCGGCAGGCUUGAUGGACUUUCCGUACGACUUGGGUACGACGACUGGUUUGUGGGUAUUAUUGUCGUAGACCUGAAAUCCUGUCAAACGAACGCCGGUCUCGUGCGAGGUUGUGUUCCUCGCCGUCUUCUCCAUGCGCUCCUUCUUCUCAGGCGUCGCAUCCUCGUCAUAGAGGAUCGUGCCAAGCUUGAUGUCCAAUAUGUUUGGCUCAUGGAACGCGUACGCAAGAUUCUCUAGCACAAGAGACUCUUUUCCCUGACCCUCCUCCAGCGGUUCAAGCUGCGUCCCAGCUGCAUCGGCAACCUUGCCCUGCAGCUUCAACGUACCGUAAAACUUGCACAAGAAUGGCCGCAGCGGCGCAAAGCUCGGCUCGUUCGCGACGUGUUCGUAGAAGCCGAUCUCGGCGGCAAGCGCCUCCUUGAUGAGCAGCGAGCCGUCCUCGGAGGUGAGCACGCCCGGGUGGCCGCCGACCUGAGCGUCCAUGGCCUUAGUGUGGAUGUCGUGCAGAUCGACAUCGGACGGCGGGGUGUCGGUCAUCGUGGACGAUGAUCAGAGUAGUGGGGAAGCCGAAAGCCAGGCACCAGCUGACGUGGGUUGGAUUAUAACAUGAGCAGCCAUUGAAAGGGCUUGGCUAAAACCAUCAUGUCCGCGCUUGACUACGCCGCCAAUCAAUACAUCGCCGUAUCUCUGAACCCGGCCGUCGUGCCAGACCCUGGCCAACUAGCAGCUAGAGCUCAUCCCGCGCUCAACCACGUCGGGAAUGUAGGACAACUGGCGGACGUCCAGCUAUAUGCCAUCCCCAAGGCGGAAUGGGGCAGAGUCCAAGAUGAGGUCUUAACGUCGCUGAAAGGUCAAGAGGGCGUUUCGAGGGUCGACGUGCAGGAGCCGCCGAGGCAGAGGGUGAAGAGGGGAGGCGAUGAGUUCUGA